This is a messenger RNA of Monomorium pharaonis (pharaoh ant), 11018 nucleotides long. RefSeq names its product E3 ubiquitin-protein ligase MYCBP2-like. Gene Ontology annotation, cellular component: nucleus. The record is from RefSeq and is a predicted model, not a curated record. Lineage: Eukaryota; Metazoa; Arthropoda; Insecta; Hymenoptera; Formicidae. The coding region runs from base 313 to 6837 and encodes 2174 amino acids. The transcript has 17 exons.
GUAGUCUGGCACUGUUCAAGACCGAACUUACGCGGAACGGAGCGAAGACGUCUCGUUUUUGAAUCUCGCGGUGGCCACGGGCAGACGUCGCAAAGUAAAUCGCCGGCGGUGCGCGAGGGAAUCCCGAGUCCGUGUCGUAGCCGGAUCGCCGUCGUCGUCGUCGCGGUAACUUCCCGUAUUUUUCUCUCUCUCCAGAGAAUUCCCCGGGAUACGUAACGUUAUCACAUGGGGAAGGCGGCCAGUGAGUGUCAGCGAUCAAUAGUGUCACGAAAAUGACUUGGUGACUCAUAUACCUGGAGUUUUGCGUGAACCAUGGUGUCCGGGGACAACGAGAGGCUGCUGCCUGAACCCGAGAGCUACGCCAAGUGUUUUUACGAUCUCUUCAAGAACGUCGCCGAGGCGCAGAGGAAUAAGGGAGAAUGGAGAAAAUGUAAAAAGAAUAAAAUUAUCCGCAAGCGAGAUAAGAAAAAGAUUGAGUUAAAUGGAGAAUUAAAUUACAAUAAGCCACCGGAAAUAGAAACAUCCUGUAAUGCCUCAGCAUUUGCUGUAUUUACUAGCGCAAGAAGUGCUAUUUUAGAAAAACAUGCAAAAUUGUCGAGCGAGAUUUAUAGAGCAUCAAAUUGUACUUCUCCACCACCAGACCUUAGUGAUACUAUAGAUACCGAAAGUGAUGAUGAAGAUAGAAUAUCAACUAUACAAAAUUUACCAAAGAUUGUAGGUAUUGGUUUAAGAAGUGUUUUUACAUUGAUGCGAGAGAGCAGAACAAUCGAUCCAGUCUUGUGUACAAAAGCACUCUCGGCAUUACUGGAUGUUUUACAAGGACAACUACCAGAAGGCCUCAAAUCUGAACCAGAUGACGUUAUUGAUCCACUAUUUGAUCUGUUACUGGAUCUUGCAACGUCUCAUGGUCCUGAAUCAGCCGCUGCUAAUGAUGGCAGUCACUUGACAGCUGUUGCUUGUGCUUGUUUAUUGAGUCUUGUUGUAGUCAGAGGAGAUACUGGGCGACUUUUGGCAGCAAUAGCAGCUUUGCUUAUGUCUCCUAGAGCAUUAGCGAUACAAAAUAUUCAGAUGCCAUGUGUGUUAACGUCUCUGCAAAGAAGUGUUCACGCCGUUUUGUUGGGCAAACUCGUGAGACCAGAUUGGAUUACAUAUGGCGUUCCUAAGUGUUCCAAGAUAUAUACCUCUAUGCUUAAGUUACCAAAUGAGAUUAUCAAUAUGGUAUUGAAUGAACGUAGUUUUGUGAGUGAUGGAAAAUAUUUGUAUCUACAUACAUCACGUGGUUUAUUGAAAAUUGGAAGUGGCCACGGUGGUACAAUAUGGGGUCAUAUAUACAUACAUAAAGCAGAUUUUUAUCCGACAGAAAUAGGAUGGCUUGGUUACGCUAAUAAUUCAUUAUAUUUUAAAUGUGCACCAAGAAAACAAAGUGAGUUAUUAAUUAUUGAUGCAGAAACGCUUAUAGUAACUGGAAUUGCUGUGCUGGAAGGAAAAGAUUGGUCAUCCUCUGUAAUGUUCUCCGAUGGUGAAAAUUUAGGAAUGAUAACAGCUGGCAAAGAUGAAGGUUUCGUGGUACGUACAAUAAAUACGCUGAGUAAUCCUGUGACAGUCGCUUCUGAAUUACCUCUGAAAUUGGCAAGAAAAUGCGUUGAUAUAUUUGGAUAUGCUAUAUUUGAUGAAGAACAAGCAACACACACUUUGAAUCCAGGAUGCGAUGAUGAAAUUGCAAUGGUUACAGCAGGAAAGGAAUUUGGCUUACUUAAAACAUUAUCUGGAAAAUUAUUAUAUAGCGGAAAAGGAAGUUGCCUAGGCAUGAAGACCAAUACAAGGCCUAAUAGGUGGUUGGAACUUACCUUUGGUAAAGGUCCAAGAAUUACACAUUUUGCAGCAGGUCAUGAUGGUCAACAUGUCGUUAUAGUCAUGGAGGAUGGUUCUGUGCUGUUUGCGGGUACUGCUAGACGUGGAGAAGAUGGAGACAGUAAUAAAGUUCGUAGACAACCAAAACCAGUAAAACCAAAGAAAAUGGCAAAAGUGGAAGGUCAGUUUAUUGUGGACGCUGCUUGUAAUAACGGAUCUACUGCUUUAGUUACGAAAGAUGGCUCUCUACUAAUGUUUGGUAAAGAUACACUACACAGCGAUCCAGUGACAGGCUUAGUUACCGAUUUAAAGGACGUAUCUAUAGUUCGUGUAUCGUUAGGAAAAGCUCAUGCUGCUGCAUUAACUAACAAAGGACAUCUAUAUACGUUUGGUAUUAAUAAUAAGGGACAGUGUGGCCGUGAUUCUACAACAGUGCAUACAGUGAAUAAAGAAGUGACAGUAGUUGCGAUGGAAAUGGGUACAGGGGAAGAUGAAUUGAUAAUAGCCGAAGAAGAAAGUGUCGAUCCUGUGGAAGAUUGGGAGGAAACGAGAGGGAUGUGUCCUCCUGGGCAACAUCAGUGGAGACAUCGUGUUUGUAUGGUCUGCACGAUUUGUAGAGAAUGUACCGGUUAUAGUAUAUCAUGUCUGAGUAGUAUACGUCCCGAUCGGAAUCCUGGUCAAGAAUGCGGAUGUGGCGAAGGAGACAGUGGAUGUGCGGAAUGUGGAUGCUGUCGAACUUGCGCAAGGAAGAGCUGCAGCAACGGCAUAUCGGGUUCCAACUUCCGAGAAUAUCUGCAGAGACGAUUGGGUGAGAUAAAACAACGGCAAAGAAGUAAAGCAGGACCGAGUACUGUCAAGUAUGGAGUAAAAAUGAAAGGAUCGAAUAAUCAGCGCGUAGCCGGUCCCAGUGUCAUACAAAAGGGAUUUCCAGAAAAAGUAGCAUUGGGAUUGGGAGUUAAUCUCACGGCUCUCGAGGAAGGCGUCGGCGGUAGUGAUGUGGAACGAGGCGAUGCUGCAAGAAUUGCUAGCAUACCACCGGCUAGAGUUCCUAUUCCUAGCGAAAGUUCUGUGAUUCAAGUGUCCUGUGGUUUGCAUCAUACGGUGUUACUUCUGCAAAAUGGAGAAGUAUAUACGUUUGGUAGUAACAUAUAUGGUCAGUUGGGCGUUGGCGAUUUGGUGGCACAUGCAGGACCGAUUCAAGUUAAAUUACCAACUAUUGCCACUCAAGUGGCUGCUGGGAGCAAUCAUACCGUUAUACUUACAUCAAAAGGUGAAGUUUACACGUUUGGUGCAUACCAAAAAGGACAGCUCGGCAUGAAUUGGUGGAAUGGUCAAAAUGAGUCUACGAAUGCUACCUCUCAGAUAAAUCGUCGUACCGAUCGCUCUCAGCCGUGGCAUAGUUUUCCGAAUGUAGUGCCGAAUAUUGGUCCUCGAUGGGGUAGACGAGCAACGUGGAUUGGUGCUGCUGGCGAUCAAACUUAUGUUAAAAUAGACGAGAUAAAUUCGAUUAGUUUGACAAGGAGUACUGUUAUGGCAAAUAAAAAUUGUAUUAUCUUGAUACCUCAUCAGAAUGAGCAUGCAAAUUCUUUCAAGAGUCUGGUAAUAAGCAAACGCGAUGGAACGUGCAACAGUUACAGCGGUGUGGAUCAAGUUGAUUUUAAUAAUUGCACAGCAUGCUUGGAUCCUUUAUACAACGUUAUUUGGACCUUCAAUUCAAUAAAUAACGAGAUUAGUUUAUAUAACAUAAUAUCAACGGAAGUUAGGACAAUACCUGGUUUGGAGGCUUCCAUACUCAAUCCAGGUUUGGCGCUUCCAGUUGUUUCGACUUGUUUUGUAACGCGUUCUCAAGCCGCAAUGCAUUUAUUAGCUUGUUUGGAUACAUUAACUCAAGCUCAAGAUGAAAAUUUAUCGAUAGUUGAAGAAAGCGAAUGUAAUCAAUCGAUGCAUGGCAAAGUUUAUAGCCGCGAAGAUUACGUCACCGUUAGCAGAUUUGAAAGUCAUGGAGGAGGAUGGGGUUAUUCCGCUCAUUCGAUUGAAGCAAUUCGAUUUAUGCCUGACACGGACAUUAUAUUGGGAGGCUACGGUUUGUUUGGCGGUCGAGGUGAAUAUACUGCAAAAAUCAAACUGUUUGAUAUCGGAAUUGAUGGUGGCGAUCAAGAGAACGAUGGCGAGCUUCUUGCAGAGACAGAAGAGAUUCCGUAUGAAUGUGGUCCAAGACAGAAAUAUUCGAUAUUAUUUGACGAACCUAUAUCUUUGCAAGCAAACAGGUGGUACGUGGCAUGGGCUAAAGUCGGUGGACCUUCCAGCGAUUGCGGUUCUGGUGGACAAGGUAUGGUUACAGCGGAAGAUCAAGUUAUGUUUUAUUUCAAGUCUUCUAAAAGAUCUAACAACGGCACCGACGUUAACGCCGGACAGAUUCCACAAUUACUGUAUCGCGUUGUGACACCUGAAAAUCAGACAUCAAACAGGCAGAGAGACCAAGUUGAACCUGUCUACGUUUUGAAGAGAGAAUUCAGUAGGACCGUUACAAAGGAAUGCUUCCAAUCCUUGAUAUCUCUCCUUCAGUGGAGUUGGAACACAUUGAAAGCGACAUUGGCCGAUGUGGCAGUUCAUAUUGCAUCAUCGACUCACACUAUGCUCGAAAUGGAACGAUUAGUGUACAUAAGUAAAGCCAGCUUAAGACUGCUUAGAACAUAUACUAAUGAAAUUUAUCCCAACCACGUCAAUAAAAAAACCCCUCCAGAGUCAGUGCGUUUGGCGGAAUGCAUAGGCGAAGUGCGAGCAUUAUUACGCCAAAUUUUGUCGGAUUCUUUACCGAUUACUUUGAAAAGUAAAGGAAAGACACGAUCUAACAAAAGUUCUAGUAGCACUUUGGGAAAUAAGAUGACAAACAGCAUACUGGACGAAUGUCACAAAACGUUUGUAGCUUGUUACCACGCGUUUUAUCCUACUGCAUAUCUUAAGUGGACUUCCCUAUGCGAGUUGUUAUCAGAUAUCGAUAAAGAACAAGGUACAACUACAAAAGAUCGUCUCCUUUCGGCUGUGUUAGCUUCUUUGUGCCAUUCGGCGAUACGACUUAGAUGUACGUUUCCAAUUCUGAGCAACAUUAUGGAUAACAGCGACAGCGUGAAGCGGCAACUCAGCCCAUCUGACAAUGCCGGUCUGCUUAUGAUGAAUUCGACAGAAAGUCAUCAGUAUCCAAUUUUAGUUGAGCAAAUUAGUUACAAAUCUCAAGUAGAGAGCUCCGGUAAGGAGGUCUUGAAUUGGUCGUUCCGUGAAGUACUCGAUAGACUGUUGGAUCUGAUACUGAUACCAGUAAAAAAAAAUCUUUGUAGAGAAAAAACUCAGUCUUUACCAGAAUUGGUUCUUCAUUGCUGUUAUUUAUUAGCGCGAGUUAUCGCUGAAUUGGCGGCACAAUCGAGCGGAAAUGAGGACGAACUGCAAGCAGCUUGUGGCAGACUCAUGUAUACGACGCCUUCAAGAUUUACAAGAACAAAUCAGUCAAGAUCGUGGAAUACCGGUAAUGGUUCUCCAGAUGCUAUUUGCUUUUCCGUCGAUAGACCAGGCAUUCUUAUAGCCGGUGUUGGUAUCUAUGGAGGAGCAGGAGUAUAUGAUUAUGAAUUGGAAUUAUUAGAUGAUCAAAAUAACACUGGUAAUGAUCCAUCACACACUCAGCGUUGGAGUAGCUUAGAUUUUACAAGAGGAUCCUUCGGACCGGAUGACUGUACUAAUGAUACAGUAGAAUUGAAAUUUGACAAACCAGUGCUUAUAAAAGAGAAUGUUAAAUAUGCUAUUAGAUUACGAAAUCGCGGAGGACGAACUAGUAACGGUGACGGCGGCCUAAGCGUUGUCAAGGGAGCCGAUGGCACAACGUUUACCUUUACGGCUUGUUCUCUAAGUUUUAACGGCACAACACAAACGAGAGGUCAAAUACCGCAUAUUUUAUAUUAUUCAAAUCCGCAAGAUUCCGACGGACAACACACGAAUAAAGCCAUGGCGGAAGUACAAGCGAGAAAAUGUACUCUCGCCAUGACCGCAACGAUCAUUCAACGGUCGAAUGAAAUUUUUUCUCUAGCAAGAGAAAGAGCAGAAGAAGUAAUAGCUAAUGAAGUUCUUGGUAAUGCGACUUUUGUAACGACUCUCUUGCCACUAGUAAUGGCACACAUUAGUCCCUUAGCUACAUCAGAUCCUAGAAGCAGCGUACAAAUUCUUACUUUAAUACAAGAGAUGCUGCCCCAUGUUGCAGCUUUAAAUUUACUGUCCACGAUGGGAACUUCUCAAAUAUCCCAAGAUAGUGAAACUCAAUCACACUUUGCUCCUCCAAUUACCACUAGUAAUCAUUAUACUUGGCUAGAAAGCGACCAUCCUUAUAAACCGGCGACAGUAUCAUCUUACAAAGUCACUUUUCCGGAAACAGUAAAGUGGUUAACUGUCGAAUUUACUUCAGAAUGUGGAACUUCACAACCGGAAGAUUAUCUACAGCUUUAUAUACCAAAUAUAAUUCCCAAUUCCUCCGCAGGGACAAUUUCAAAUAUUACGGGCGAAGAUGUUCCUCUGUAUUGGCCAGUAUUACAUAAGUUAAGUAAUGUUCAAAGUCAGUGGCCACAAAAUGCUGUCGUGUUGCCAGGAAAUGAAGUAAUAUUUUCCUUGGAAACUGCAUCUGAUUAUAUGAAGAAUGAAAGUUCAAUCACAUAUGGCUUUAAAUGUUUAGUUAUUGGUUACGAUUGGAUAACAUCCGGCCAUGGUUUAAAAAAUUUAGAAAUUGAAUUGUCCUUCCUUGGAGGAGCAUGCGCUGCUAGUCUCAUGAAGAAGAAUUUAUCAUUGCCUCCAGUAUCCUCGGAGGAGGUUGAAGAGGACUUGGAGUCGAUGCAGGAAACAGCAAAGAGGAUUUUCUCUGUACAUUCGGUAUUACUAGGACGAGGAUUUGCACUCGCGUCGCCACCUACAGUUUCACAGGCUCUCGACGGUGUACUUCCAUACAGGUAAGAGACACAUAGUGGCGACUCUCGCCCCGAGAGCUUGCACUUUCUUCCGCGGUGAGUGUAUAACUUUGGAGAAUGUAUAUACGUUUCGCGCGCGACCGAGCGCCUGCGGUUCCCUCGAAUCGGCGAAUCGCGCCGGUGUAUAUAUCAUGCCCGUUGUAUCGAUCAUCGGAAAGUAGUUUGAUUCCGAGUGCAUCAACGCAAACGUCAUUAUUUCGAAUUUGGUAUACGCGAAUCGGGUUUGAAUGAAUUUCGUGGCUUUCGCCGCCCGGGAAAAUUCAUGCUGCGGCGAGGAUAUUGCGUUAUAGAACGACCGUGCGCGCGUAUGCGGAAACAGCUAAAAAAGUAUAUAAUGCGUGGCGGUUGAAGAAAAAUAAACAAGCGCCAGAAAAAACUUGCGUAGCUUGCGCCAUGCAUAAAACAUUGCUAAUUACUUUCUGCAAAAUUAAUUAUCGUUCGUGGCGUAUUUUCCCUCGGGAUGGUAAAACGGGAGAGGGGGGGGGGAUAGAAGAGCUAAGAAAGCGAGAAGAGUAUUCAGUGGAAAUCUAGAGACGGCGGUAAAGAAAUGUUACGCCCUUUCGUUGUUUAUCGUCGGUGUGUACGGUAGCUAUAUUUUUCUGUCUCUCGCGACAACCUUUCUACCUUCCAGCCGCAACCCAUAAUUUCAUUCUCCGCGCUAGUUUGCUGUUUUCAUGGCCGGGCGCAUUAAUUUGCAUAUUGCGCCUUUGUACGUCUUCAUAAUUGUUUGACAUAAGCGCGCAUGCCCCAGAAUUAAUAUUCGGUUUCAAUAAUACGCGCGCCAGACGAAGCUGCUAAUUGGCAUUCGUGGCGUUUUUUUAAUGCGAAGAUUUAGGUCACGGUUUUUUUUUCUCCUCGAGUUACAACGUGGAAAUAUUUUCCGUCAUUAUUUUUAGCCACCGCGCACGAUAUUUCUCUUUACCUUCUAGCUUUUUUACAAUCUCCUUUUACUUCAACUCCACUCAUUUUCCAUCGUUGUUUCUACGGAAAGCUUUUCGAACAUCUUACUAAACUAAAAGAAUUCUCGUGAGAAUCCACGUAAGAACGCACGGUUAAACGUACAUCUACAGAAUAUCAACUGACAUCUUUUCAUCGUCGUGCAAUUAACGAUUAAAAGUAACGAGUUCUUGACGAAUUAAGCUUUAAGCUUUAAGAAGGAGAAACGAAAUUGAUGAAAUUGUAUUCUCUGUUUAGUUAAUUUCAAAAGCUUCGUUCAAAGACCGAGGGCUUUAUUUUGAUGGAAUUUUAAUCUGAAGCUUAUGUGAGAAGCAAGAUAAAUUAUAAUGUUACUUUAAUAUUAAAAAAUGGGAAAUAUCUGAUAAAUAAUGACCGAUGUUUCUACCGAACAAAAUUCGUCUUUAAAUUUACAGAAACCGUAGCGGUAUUAAGAAGGUAUUCUAUUAUUUAGGAGUGUUAUAUUUUUACGUGUUGUGCGUCAUAAAUCGCGAUUCAAUUAAACAAGUUUUAGGAUUAUCUCUCGCCUGUACGAACAUUUUCUCUUUCACACGUUAUCUUUUUCUCUCUAGUGUAUUUUUGUAAUCCGUAUUUUGAAUUUCAAAUAUCUCAUUUUGAUAAUGUCAAAACAAUUCAAAGUUUUUUGUUUUGAUCGUAUCGAUAUAAUCUGUCGAUUCUUUUAACGAUGAUUAUAAGCUAUAUUAAAUUGAUCGGAUUCGCUUUUAUUAUAACAUUAAUAAUGUAUUACGUAAAUGUAACAGUACCGUUCUUUGCAAGAGAGAGGCAGAGUGUCAAUUAAUAUUGGCGGGGUGCAGGUGUGCCAGAUGUAUGCUAAUACCGUUGAAAAUCAUAUCCGCACUACGCCAGGAUUGUGAUUACUGGAAAAUGUAAAUUACGACGAGCUGGAUGCGAGCGCGAUGCGGAUUGUCUGACUAAUAUUUACGCGCUUGCGCCCGUCGCGUAAUUUAUUAUCGCGACCGCACGUUGCUCUUAUAAAUUAGAGAGUUUGCCGAUAUAUUCGUGCAAGCAUCGUUAAUCAUGUUCUUCCCGAUUUCUCUGUCGGUUACAUUUAAUUCCUGACGAAGAGGUAAUGGAUCGUGAAUAUAUGCAAAAUUAAGUAUCUCUCGAGAUAUAUAUCAGUAGAGAUAUUUAAGCAUUUAUUUACGUUUGUGAUAGAGCCACAGCGAGAAAUUUUGUGCAAUAAAAUUACAAAAAAAAAAUACGAAAUAUAAAAAUGAUACAUACAAUUUAACGUUUGUUAACACCAGACGAAUAAAAUUCCACAGUGGAUGUUAAUAAUUUUAUGAUAACGCAUUGUUCGCGUCGGUAUUGGUUUUUUAAUAAUUCUCUGAUGUCCAUUAAAUUAAUAGGUCAUCAUUUUGAAUGAUUUUAUAUUAUCUAUUAAUUUUAUCGUUUGGGGAAAUUGCCGCGCACUCGACAGCCUGCAUUAUUUCGCUCCAUAAUAAUAAUAACACAAUGGUAGCAGUAAUAAUGAUAAAACGCCCAACCGCAACGAUUCCUGCUUGCGACUUUCAAUCGAAUGGUCCCACCGCGACUAAAAUCGCAGCCCUGCUAUCCGCUGCACCAUUUCGAGUACGAUCGCAUAAAUUAUCGUUGCUCAUUUAUGACGAGACUGAUUUCGUAUAGCGUUCAGAUUUGCUGCAGAUCUGUAUAAAUUACCUCGAUUAUUUACGGCGACGUUUAACUUAUCGAAACACGUUGACUUAAACGUCGCUCAUUCGCUGCUAUGCUGCUUGGCUCGCGGUCUCGGCCCGUUUGUUCCACUCAAGGUACUCGAGGUGCUCGAGGUGCCCAGGUUAUCAGACCGGGAUAUCUUAGCCGGGUGCGCGCGAAAGGGCGAAGAGCGAGUUUUGCCGGGGGUGAGGGAGAAAGAUGGGAAGAGGGGGUGGGUGGUGGCUGGCCGCAGGGUGUUAUUUGCGUUAUUUAUACGUCCCACGAGCAUCGCCGUGUUUAUAAUCGGGCGUACCCGCUCCCGACAGCCGUGAUUACACAUCGUUAUCCUAGUUAACCCGCAGGAAAUGACGGGCCUCGAGUGCCCACGGGCCAAGAGGGAGGGAAGGAGCGAGAGAGCGAGUUAUACUCCCGGACGGUAUUUCCGGUCUUAUCUGGGAAGGAGUUUGCACUCGGAUUUUCUCGAUCCUUCUAUCUACGUUGUCGACACGGCAGUCCGAUGACAAUCGUCGUUAACGAUUACGUUACGUGCGCCAGGUGGUCGAGAUUCUGUUAUUCUACGCGAAUACGUCAAGCGUAAUAUGUUGCGAGUUUGGCGAUUCGUUCGCCAACGGGUGCACAAGUUCGUGGCGAUUUUGCUUGAACGAUUCUCAAAUUCCGCCCGUACAUAUACGCGGAAAAGAGGGAUUGUUUCAUCGUUUUUGCACGGCGAUGUUUGCUCCGAAUAUCUCUAAUUAUUGCUCCGCUUUGACGAUUACUCCGGUGCGGCCCGAUAAUAAUAACCGCUUGGUCUGUUUAUUCGCAUGAUUAUUGCAUUUGCCGAGAAAAAAAGAGAAUAGCUUAAUAACGUGUGCGCAAUUAUACCGAGCGUCCACGGCAAGUUGCGACUCGGUGCCCGCUCGAAUAUUUAUAUUCGCAAUUUCCUUUAAUUGUUUUUCGUCUUUCCACGUGUAGCAACGAUUUUCUGCAUCUGUUACUGCGCCUGCCCGUUUCGCACAAUGCAAACAGAGUGUUUGCACUGUGCGAAACGUUAUGCUUACGACGUAGUUGAGAUUUAUAAUUAGGUUUUUUAUCUUGCAAUAUGCCUUGUUCUAUAUAUAAUUCACAAUUAAUUAAUAUAAAAAUUAAAUUUAUGUAUAUACACAAAUAUUACUUUUAAUAGUAGUUUUUAUUAAAACUUUUUAUUAAAACAUCUUGUUUAUAAUUACAGAACGAAAACUCUCUGUAUUGUGAAACCAUUAUGGCCAGGGAUACUACUAAAAACAUAAUAUAUCUUAUUAAUAUACAAGAAAGUUAAUAUUCUGUUUCUUUAUUUAAUGUUUAAUUUUUGAUUGGUAUUUUUUGACUUUCUCUAAUUAGUUGAAGUUUUUUGACAAGUAAAAGUUAAAAUAAUGACCCUUGUAAAUAAACACAGUUUUAUUCUUUAAUGAAUAGCUGUAUAUGUAAUUUUUUCCACAAGUAUGUUAAUAAAUGUUUAAUUAAACAUGUUAUUUAGCAUUUUUCAAAAAUAUUUACGAAAAA